CACACAGCAGACCAGACGCGAGUGAGGGAGGCGAACUUCUAGAGUGGACGAAGAACGUCCCGUCGUCGCCGCUGCUGCCUUGUGGCGUGCCAGCCAGUGGGUCGGGUCUCUGAAUAAGAAGAAGAAGAAGCAGGCAGCAGUAGUGUGCCCCUAGCUGGUGUCCCCGCCGGUCGCAUAUGUCCUCCUCCCGGUCGCUACCCGGACCCCCGUCUUCGUCAUCGUCUGCGUCACCAUGUUCUCUUGGAUAAGCAAAGAGGAGAAACGCCGUCAGCUCCAGAUGUGUGAGACGGUCCUCGAGGGCCUCAAGACGGUCUACAAGCACAAGGUGCUGCCCUUGGAGAAGGCCUACCAGUUCCAGGACUUCCACUCGCCGCCCCUCGAUGACACGGACUUCGACGCCAAGCCCAUGAUCCUCCUGGUGGGGCAGUACUCCACGGGGAAGACCACCUUCAUCAGGUACGUCCUCGAGAAGGACUUCCCCGGCAUCCGCAUCGGGCCCGAACCCACGACGGACAGCUUCGUCGUGGUCAUGCACGGCGACAGGGACGGCAUCAUCCCGGGCAACGCCCUCGUGGUCGACCCCAAGAAGCCCUUCCGACCUCUGUCCAGGUACGGCAACACCUUCCUCAACAGGUUCCAGUGUUCGAACGUCGACUCGAGCGUCCUGAAGGGCAUCACGAUCGUCGACACGCCCGGGAUCCUGUCGGGGGAGAAGCAGAGGGUCGACAGAGGGUACGACUUCCACGCCGUCUUGGAGUGGUUCGCCGAGCGCGUCGACAGGAUUAUCCUCCUCUUCGACGCCCACAAACUCGACAUCUCCGACGAGUUCAGGUGCUUCCUCGAGAGACUCAGAGGUCAGCACGACAAGAUCCGCAUCGUCCUGAACAAGGCUGACAUGAUAGACCAUCAGCAGCUCAUGAGGGUCUAUGGGGCGCUCAUGUGGUCCCUGGGCAAGAUCCUUAACACCCCGGAAGUCGAGAGGGUGUACGUCGGGUCGUUUUGGAAUCAGCCGCUGAGAUACGACAUCAAUAGAACGUUAUUCGAAGCAGAAGAGCAAGAUUUGUUCGCAGACCUUCAGUCUCUACCUCGCAACGCUGCUCUUAGGAAGCUCAAUGAUCUCAUCAAGAGAGCACGGUUGGCCAAGGUCCACGCGUACAUCAUCUCGGAACUGAAAAAGGAAAUGCCCUCGGUCUUUGGCAAAGAAGGCAAGAAGAAGGAACUGAUCAAGAACCUGGGUCAGAUCUAUGAGAAGAUUCAGAGAGAGCACCAAAUAUCCCCCGGGGACUUCCCAGCGAUCAAACGUAUGCAGGAACAACUACAGCACCACGACUUCACAAAAUUCAAUAUUCUAAAGCCGCGACUUCUGGAGGCUGUCGACAAGAUGUUGGCAGAGGACAUCGCGCGCUUGAUGGCCAUGAUUCCUGUAGAGGAGGCAACAACCAGUAAAGAAGCCAGCGUCAUUAGAGGUGGUGCUUUCGAUGGUGUGAUGAACGACAACACAGUCUUCGGCUAUGGCAGAGGCGAGGGUGUUGAUGCAGGGUCUGGCGAACCUGAGUGGAUCGUAGCCAAGGACCGUUACAAGUAUGACCAGCUGUUUGACAAUCUCAAUCCAGUUGAUGGCAAAGUCACUGGGUCAGCUGCCAAGCAGGAAAUGCUCAAGUCCAAACUCCCCAACUCUGUGCUCGGAAAGGUCUGGAAGCUGUCCGACAUCGACAAGGACGGCAUGCUGGACUCUGACGAGUUCGCCCUCGCUAUGCACCUCAUCAACGUCAAGUUAGAUGGCAACGACCUCCCCAAUGAGCUCCCCGAUCAUUUAGUGCCUCCAAGCAAGAAAGGGUUCAAAGCAUAGUACUGUAACAUAGAUUAUUAGAAUGCGAAAGUCGUGUGUGCCGCGUGAAAGUUUAUUAUACAGUCUCUUCAGAAUUCACAUGAAGAACGGAAGACUUUGAUUAUUAUUUUGUAUUUUUGCUGAGUUAUAAGGAGUUUUAUAAGUCAUCAUCUUGAUGUAAUGCAUUGGGAGACUGCCCAGUUCCUGACGGGCAACGUACGUACGUUUGGUCGAAGGAGUUUUCUUUAUCGUUUCGCCUUAAUUGUAAUAUGAUAUACGAGCUUGUCAUGUUGUCAUGUAACUCGUGUGAUUUUUUAUAUAAGAGCACAUGAUCUAGCGAAGCAGCGAGAUGAUUUAUUUUUGAGAUUUUUUGAUCAACAUUUUCAAUCUAUAUUUUUUAAAGAAGUCAACAUAGGUUUUUUAAAUUUAGUGUUUGGGAAUAUAUAAUAAAAAAACAAGACUUUUCGUCUCUGCUGAAACAUUUUCCUGUACUGUACAUAGCAUGUAAAUGUACCAAGAAGUACGUACUCCAUUGGUUGGAAAAGGAUUAACUACUAAUUCUGAAGCGGAAUUUUAUGCAUUAUUUAUUAAACUGCAAUCUUUCAGCUCUAGCGUGUCCUGUACAUACGUAAACACGUUUCAAGCUUCAUGUAAUGUAUGAUGUGGAAAACAAUGAAAAUAACAGAAGAGUUCAGUCAUUAGAAAAUUUUCAGGGGAGACUCAAAAGUUAUAAGGUCUAUUGUGUACAUUAUUACUUUGAUGUCCAAUUAUACCAACUUGAUAAGGCCUUGCAGCCUGGAUUUUCUAAAUUGUGAUGGUAGACAUGUAACUAGUAUCGCAGGUUUUUUACUUGGAGAGAGAGCGCGUGAAAGAGAGAGAGAGUGUGCAUGUGUUACGAGAUGAAGGCCAGAUUCAAGUUUUAGUGGAGUGCAACGGAUCCGAACAGAUAGUUACGUAAAACAGCAAGCAGUUGUAUUAAUGCCACAAUUUUUUUCCCAGGUUCACUCAAAUUAAUUAUGGUUAGUACACCUCCAAAAAAAAAAAAAAAAACUUCAAAAGGCUUUGCUACCUAACAUUGCACUUCACUCUCUUGACGACUGCCUCUCAUUGUUUCAGUCAGUGUUCUAGAUGGUAUUCUUUUGCUGAUUUCAGAUUUCUAAUUUUUUUUUCUUUUCUAUUGAUGUCAAGUAAUUCCUUCUUUGUUUUUGUGUUAUAGUGUAUACUGUAGUAUGAAAUUGGAGAUCUAUCAAGUAUUUAUGGAAAAACUGAAUAACUCCAUUGACAGGGGUCUUCAAACUUGAAAAAAUGUAUAUCAAUAAACUUUUUGCACGAAAGAGCUGCAUCGAAGUAUCAGUUUCUGCUCCAUUCCUCUUUGUAGUUUAGGAUUGCAACAUACGAUCUUUUUUUUAUUUCAUCGGUGGGUAAAGGUAAUUGAUUCUUUUUUUUCUAAGGAGUCUGCAACAACUGGUACUUCAGUGCAUCUUGAAAUAGCCCAUGGGUAUGCUAUCAAUAAUCACGCAAGUGCCGUAAACAGUUUUCUUGUACGCUGAAUUUGUACGUUUUGAGUUUUUAUUACAGUACGGAGUAUUUAGCCAUGAACUUCAAGAUUCCUCUUCUAAUUUUUUGUCAUAAAUUUUUUGCAUUGCUUUAUAAGGUGCUAGACAACAUACUGUACUUUUUUUGCUUGACUAGGCUUGGCUGUCGAAGAAGAAAAUAAUUAUAUUGUCACUGUGAAUAUCGGGUGAACUUCAUUCCAACAUUUGUACGUAGUUGUCGGUUUAACCCAUUGGACCAAGUGUGACGUAUAUCCUAGGGUGAUUUUGUUACCGUUGGAUGCACCAAGAGAUAUCGGAUGUAGUUUUUGUUAUUUAUUCAUAAAAAAAGAAAUUUACAGGCUAGGUAAAGCUCAAAUAUGCUGUUGUUUUUCAUCUGUAAGUAGAUAAAUUCAUCUUCGUACUUUUGUCAUUUGAUUCGUAUUUUUUUCAACAGAGAAGUAAGCAGGUAUUCUGUUCUUGUAGUGUGUAUUGGGGGCUUUGAAUUCCUCUUUGGGGGAAUCCUUUGAUUGAAUCUUAGAGGAUUAAAGAUGAUAUUCUUCAUUUCUCAGGUAGGUUUUGGUUCUUAUCAAUUCAGCAAACUGCCUUAAGCCGUCUUCGGUGUGACACGUAAGUUUGCGUGUAUACUUCGCAAUUAGCGACUUAUUAUUUUGGAUAAAAGGUUAAAGUUAGUUUUACAGUCCACAGGCCCCAAAACUUACAUUUAUUUUUUUCAGUAGUUUAUUAUUGUAAAUGUCUUGUAAAUAAGAGUUUCAGUUCUAUCUGUAAUUUUUGAAAUUGGAAAGUGUAAUUGUUGCCAACUGCUUUAGACAACCAAAGAAAUCACUUGUUUAUAUGCCUGUAAAUGGAAAACUUUUAAGAUUUAUAUUGUUUAUUGAUAUAAGGUCAGCCUAAAUGGGAAAGAAUAUAUCUAUUAUUAUUAUAUUACUUUAUAAAUAAAUUAUGAAUAUUG
Molecule: messenger RNA, 4333 nt
Organism: Macrobrachium nipponense
Lineage: Eukaryota; Metazoa; Arthropoda; Malacostraca; Decapoda; Palaemonidae
Gene: Past1
Product: EH domain-containing protein 1-like
Biological process (GO): endocytic recycling; protein localization to plasma membrane; cilium assembly
Cellular component (GO): perinuclear region of cytoplasm; cytoplasm; early endosome
Molecular function (GO): GTP binding; cadherin binding; calcium ion binding
Source: RefSeq, a predicted model, not a curated record